UCUAUUUAGUACCAGCUCGGAUUCGCACGUCUGUUAUGUUGCACGGGUCGAAAGUUUAUAUUUUGGCCCUUCUGCAAGCCUUUCUCUUGGCCAAGUUGGCUGAGUCUGCUAUGUCAAGUUGCCCAAGAGAUGAGAAAUGCACCAGACUGGUCAGCUGCUCCCCGCUGAUGCGGAUCCUGAAGCCCACGGGCAUGACUCAGGCGGAGAGGGAUGUGUUUGCCCACAGGCAGUGUGGCCUGGACCCCCAUGGAAGCGAGUUGCUGCAUAAGAUCUACGUUUGCUGUCCAGAGUUGGGUGACGUCCUGCCCAGCAACCAGAGCUGCGGACCAGCGCCGCCAGAGUUCCUAACUCCGAGUGGCGGACAUGCAGUGCUCAACGAGUACCCGUGGUUGGCACUCUUGCUGUAUGAGAAUCGGCUAUCCUUGACGUGGGAUCAAGAAACGAGUUGUGUGGGCUCGCUGAUCAACAGCCGCUAUGUGCUGACUGCUGCCCACUGCGUGACCGGUGACUACUUGACCCACAAGGACCUGGUGGUGAAGAGUGUGCGCCUGGGCGAGCACAAUAAGUCCACGAAUCCCGGCUGCAUCACGUUGGACAGCGGUCAUCACCACUGCGCUCCGCCGCAUCUGCAAGUGAAUGUGGAUCAAGUUAUAGUGCAUCACGGUUUCUUUUCGAUGGGCACAACUGUCCUCAACGACAUCGCGCUCCUCCGUCUGCAGUUUCCAGUUCGAUACACGAAACAGAUCCGACCCAUUUGUCUAGUGGAUGCGGACACCCACUUACAGGGCUUGCGAAUCGCUAGCUGGGAUGCAACUGGAGGCAUUCAGACGGUGAUCAUGAGCACGAUGAAGGAAAGGAAUCCAUAUGAUUGCCUGAUUAGUUAUCCCCACUUCCAUCCCGUGUCCCAAAUGUGCGCCAGUGGAGAGCGGAAAAGGGACACCUGUGUGGCCAUGUCCGGCAGUCCGCUAAUGGGCAUCAAGGAACGUAAUUUGCACGGAUUCUUCUUUUUGGCAGGCAUUUCCACAUAUGGACAACAGCCUUGCUAUUCCCCUGGUGUUCCAGAGGUCUACACAAAAACUGGCUACUUUUUGGAGUGGAUUAAGGCCAAUUUGGGGCCCUAAUUUCAUUUCAAAUUCACUUUAUCAGGUCAGCAAAGCAUUCCUCAGUUUUAUAGAUAAUUUGCCUAAAUAGUGAGGAUGAAUAAUGCUGACUCAGGCCUGUAAAGUCGCAAAAUAAAACAUCUUUAAAAAAGCAUUAAAUCAUUACUUAAAUCAUUGCAAAAUUAUUUAUAAAAAUAAAAGCAAUUUAUUGACAUCUGAAUCAUAAAUUGCCUUUAUAAACACAUUACUUUAUAUUUCUUGAUUGACUAAACAAAUUUCAUCAAUGGAAUUCAUUUUUAUGUUGUUUUAAUUACUGCUAAUUAUGUUAUCAGCCAAUUUAAGCUAGAAUAAUGAUUAGGCAUUAAAGAAAAAAGCUUCUAGGAAGUCCACCUACGGAUUUGCCCAGUUCAGCUGCCCUAAUAUGUAUGAAAACAACAGACGGGAAAAGACCAACCCAUUCAAGUAGCUUUUGCCUGGCUUGAAAAUGUAG
Messenger RNA from Drosophila yakuba, 1590 nucleotides. Its product is annotated as spaetzle-processing enzyme. Gene Ontology annotation, molecular function: serine-type endopeptidase activity. The coding region runs from base 36 to 1121 and encodes 361 amino acids. The record is from RefSeq and is a predicted model, not a curated record. The transcript has 3 exons. Gene Ontology annotation, biological process: proteolysis. Lineage: Eukaryota; Metazoa; Arthropoda; Insecta; Diptera; Drosophilidae.